Messenger RNA from Hyaloscypha bicolor E, 678 nucleotides. RefSeq names its product TRAPP I complex. The record is from RefSeq and is a predicted model, not a curated record. The transcript has 2 exons. The coding region runs from base 1 to 678 and encodes 225 amino acids. NCBI's taxonomy places the organism in Eukaryota, Fungi, Ascomycota, Leotiomycetes, Helotiales, Hyaloscyphaceae. Gene Ontology annotation, cellular component: TRAPPII protein complex; TRAPPIII protein complex; TRAPPI protein complex. Gene Ontology annotation, biological process: endoplasmic reticulum to Golgi vesicle-mediated transport.
AUGGCAUCACAACCCAUAAAGCCAUCGCUGGCAGGCAAUGCAUCUCAAAGCCAACGAACCUCCCAACUAGGGCUCCGCUACCCCUCCAACGGCAAAACAAUCUACCACCGGCCUUUGAAUCGCAGCCGAACACAAGAGCUCAGCCAAGCUAGCUUUGCGUAUCUGUUUGGGGAGAUGGUCAGUUAUGCACAGAAGCGGGUAACGGGUAUUCAGGACCUUGAGAAACGCCUAAACGUCCAAGGCCAUCCCAUAGGCCUCAAGCUGUUCGACCUCCUCCUCUACCGCGAGCCCCCCCGCACGCAAACCCGACCCCUCAACAUCAUCGCCCUGCUCCAAUUCAUCACCACAAUCCUCUGGCGGCACCUCUUCUCCCGGCCCGCAGACGCUCUGGAAAAAUCCUCAAAUCCGGAUACGCCUGAUGAGUACAUGAUCAGUGAUAAUGAUCCGCUGGUGAACCAGUAUAUUAGUGUGCCGAAGGAGAUGAAUCAACUGAAUUGUGCGGCGUUUGUGGCGGGUAUUGUGGAGGGUGUUUGUGAUGGUGCUGGGUUUCCGGCGAGGGUUACGGCGCAUAGUGUAGGGAAAGGGGAAGAAGGGGAGUUGUGGCCGGGAAAGACGGUUUUCUUGGUGAAGUUUCAACAGGAGGUUGUGGAGAGGGAGGCAUACUUGCCAAAGAACUAG